GAAACAUGAGCACAACAGGAAAGGUAAUUAAGUGCAAAGCCGCUGUCCUCUGGGAGCUGAAGAAACCCUUUACCAUUGAGGAGGUGGAGGUCGCACCACCUAAGGCCCAUGAAGUUCGUAUUAAGGUGGUGGCCUCAGGAAUCUGUCGCUCAGAUGAUCAUGCAGUUUCUGGCUCCCUUGCUGUCCCCCUUCCUGUGGUUUUGGGUCAUGAGGCAGCAGGCAUUGUAGAGAGUGUCGGAGAAGGAGUGACAACUGUCAAACCAGGUGAUAAAGUCAUCCCACUGUUUGUACCCCAAUGUGAAAAGUGCACUGUCUGCAAACACCCAGAAGGCAAUUUAUGCUUGAAAAACGACCUCCUCAAAUGUCAAGGAACCAUGCAGGAUGGGAGCUGCAGGCUCACCUACAAAGGGAAGACUGUCUACAGUUUCCUGGGCAUCAGCACCUUUUCCCAGUAUACAGUGGUGGAUGAGAAUGCAGUGGCCAAAAUUGAUGCAGCUGCCCCAUUGGAAAAAGUCUGUCUCAUAGGUUGUGGAUUUUCUACUGGAUAUGGGUCUGCUGUCAAAACUGCCAAGGUCAAACCAGGCUCUACCUGUGCUGUGUUUGGUCUUGGAGGAGUUGGCCUGUCUGUUAUCAUGGGAUGCAAAGUGGCGGGGGCAGCCAGGAUCAUUGGGAUAGACAUCAACAAAGACAAAUUUGCAAAGGCCAAAGAGGCAGGUGCCACUGAGUGCAUCAGCCCUCAGGACUUCCAGAAACCCAUCGAAGAGGUGCUGAAGGAGAUGAGUGGAGGAGGUGUGGACUUUUCAUUUGAAGUCAUUGGUCGACUUGACACCAUGAUGGCUGCUCUGAUGUGCUGUCAGGAAUCCUUUGGAGUCAGCGUCAUUGUUGGGGUUCCUCCGGGCUCAGAGACUCUUCCUGUCAGCCCCAUUUUACUGCUAACUGGACGCACAUGGAAAGGGGCUGUUUUUGGUGGCUUUAAGAGUAAAGAUUCUGUCCCCAAACUUGUGACAGAUUUUAUGGCUAAGAAGUUUUCACUUGAUCCUUUAAUAACCCACAUUUUACCUUUUGAAAAAAUAAAUGAAGGAUUUGAACUACUUCGCUCUGGAAAGAGUAUCCGGACCAUCCUGACAUUCUGAGGCCAUUCAAAGCUGGCCUUUCCUGGUAGCAACCAUCAUCCUUUCCUGGUAGCUUUUCCAUCAUCGGGAACAUCUGCCAAAUGAAACCACAAAUCCUGUUUUUAAAGAUCCCUUCAAUCAUUUACACGUGAAAACUUUCCCAAAAUAUGAAAACUGAUGUAGAAUCGUUUUCCAAGAAAAUGUGUAAGAUCUUGAUGAGAAC
This is a messenger RNA of Suncus etruscus (white-toothed pygmy shrew), 1335 nucleotides long. RefSeq names its product alcohol dehydrogenase 1C (class I), gamma polypeptide (gene ADH1C). Gene Ontology annotation, cellular component: cytosol. Gene Ontology annotation, molecular function: zinc ion binding; all-trans-retinol dehydrogenase (NAD+) activity. The transcript is spliced from 9 exons. The record is from RefSeq and is a predicted model, not a curated record. Gene Ontology annotation, biological process: retinol metabolic process; retinoic acid metabolic process. NCBI's taxonomy places the organism in Eukaryota, Metazoa, Chordata, Mammalia, Eulipotyphla, Soricidae. Bases 6 to 1133 code for a protein of 375 amino acids.